Messenger RNA from Aedes albopictus (Asian tiger mosquito), 3431 nucleotides. RefSeq lists its product as uncharacterized. The coding region runs from base 580 to 2376 and encodes 598 amino acids. The transcript has 2 exons. Lineage: Eukaryota; Metazoa; Arthropoda; Insecta; Diptera; Culicidae. The record is from RefSeq and is a predicted model, not a curated record.
GAUGGCACGGUAAAGGCUGGGUAUGCUGCGCAAUUCAGAUCCCAUUGUGAUCCACUAGCCUCUGCCCAGCAACUCCUAUCCCUACCUCCACGCGGUACCGGCCGGAAACUAUGAGCAACCUUAGGGAAGAUCGGGUAACCAACCCCGGUGGGACCUUUGGUCGUAGGCUGACAGGGAAGGGGGGGUUUGCUUCGGCAAACCUGAGCGUCUGUUCUCCAGGAGGAGCGGCUCACAACAGCGUCUGAUCCCCAUGUUAGGGGCGGCUGAUCUACGUCCGAGUGCCAGGGAAGGACUCUAAGCUCAACUGUGCACUAUGGUCCUCCGGAAAGUAGGGGGUUGGUGUCAGGCCCUACGAGCCAGCCGUAAAAACCCAUUGUAACGGAAAAUCAGCAACAGAAUAAUACGAACCGAGACCAACGGCAACGACCCCAGCGAACAAAAAGGACUUGCGAUUGGAAACUCUGUACGUGGAACUGCCGAUCUCUCAACUUCAUUGGGAGCACCCGCAUACUCGCCGAUCUACUGAAGGACCGCGGGUUCGGCAUCGUAGCGCUGCAGGAGGUGUGUUGGACAGGAUCCAUGGUGCGAACGUUUAGAGGUAAUCAUACCAUCUACCAGAGCUGCGGCAACACACGCGAGCUGGGAACAGCUUUCAUCGUGAUGGGCGAUAUGCAGAGGCGCGUGAUCGGUUGGUGGCCGAUCGACGAAAGAAUGUGCAGGUUGAGGAUCAAGGGCCGAUUCUUCAACUUCAGCAUAAUAAACGUGCACAGCCCACACUCCGGAAGUACUGAUGAUGACAAGGACGCAUUUUACGCGCAGCUCGAACGCGAGUACGACCGCUGCCCAAGCCACGACGUCAAGAUCAUCAUAGGAGAUUUGAACGCUCAGGUAGGCCAGGAGGAGGAAUUCAGACCGACGAUUGGUAAGUUUAGCGCCCACCAGCAAACGAACGAAAACGGCCUACGACUCAUUGAUUUCGCCGCCUCCAAAAAUAUGGCCAUACGUAGCACCUUUUUCCAACACAGCCUCCCUUAUCGUUACACCUGGAGAUCACCACAGCACACGGAAUCUCAAAUCGACCACGUUCUGAUUGACGGACGGCACUUCUCCGACAUUAUCGACGUCAGGACCUAUCGUGGCGCCAAUAUCGACUCCGACCACUAUCUGGUGAUGGUCAAACUGCGCCCAAAACUCUCCGUCAUCAACAAUGUACGGUACCGGCGACCGCCACGGUACAACCUAGAGCGACUGAAGCAACCGGAUGUCGCCUCAGCAUACGCGCAGAAUCUCGAAGCCGCGUUGCCAGACGAGGGCGAGCUCGAUGAGGCCCCUCUAGAGGACUGCUGGAGUACAGUGAAAGCAGCCAUCAACGACGCAGCCGAGAGCACCAUCGGGUACGUGGAACGGAAUCGACGAAACGAAUGGUUCGACGAAGAGUGCAGAACGGUUUUGGAGGAGAAGAACGCAGCGAGGGCGGUAAUGCUGCAGCAAGGGACUCGACAGAAUGUGGAACGUUACAAACAGAAGCGGAAACAGCAGACCCGCCUCUUUCGGGAGAAAAAGCGCCGCCUGGAAGAAGCGGAGUGUGAAGAAAUGGAACUGCUGUGCCGUUCCCAAGAAACACGAAAGUUCUAUCAGAAACUCAACGCAUCCCGCAACGGCUUCGUGCCGCGAGCCGAAAUAUGCAGGGAUAAAGACGGAGGCCUCUUGACGGACGGACGUGAGGUGAUCGAAAGGUGGAAGCAGCACUUCGAUCAGCACCUGAACGGCAUGGAGAACGUAGGCACGGGAGCCCACGGCAACGGAAGGAGCGACGACGCCAGUGCAGCGGAGGACGGAAAUGAACCAACUCCCACGCUGAGGAAAGUUAAGGAUGCCAUUCACCAGCUCAAAACCAACAAAGCAGCUGGUAAGGAUGGUAUCGCAGCUGAACUCAUCAAGAUGGGCCCAGAAAAGUUGGCCACCUGUCUGCAUCGGCUGAUAGUCAGGAUCUGGGAAACCGAACAGCUACCGGAGGAGUGGAAGGAAGGGGUAAUCUGCCCCAUUCACAAGAAAGGCGACCAUUUGGAAUGUGAGAACUUCAGGGCGAUCACUAUUUUGAAUGCUGCCUACAAAGUGCUAUCCCAGAUCAUCUUCCGUCGUCUGUCACCUAAAACAAAUGAGUUCGUGGGAAGUUAUCAAGCCGGCUUCAUCGACGGCCGGUCGACAACGGACCAGAUCUUUACCGUACGGCAAAUCCUCCAGAAAUGCCGUGAAUACCAGGUCCCAACGCACCACCUGUUCAUCGACUUCAAAGCGGCAUACGAUAGUAUCGACCGCGCAGAGCUACAUAUGGAGAAUCAUGGACGAAAACGGCUUUCCUGGGAAGUUGACUAGACUGAUUAAAGCAACGAUGGACGGUGUGCAAAACUGCGUAAGGGUUUCGGGUGAACUAUCCAGUUCAUUCGUAUCUCGCCGGGGACUGCGACAAGGUGACGGACUCUCAUGUCUACUCUUCAACAUCGCGCUGGAAGGUGUGAUGCGACGAGCCGGGCUCAACAGCCGGGAAACGAUUUUCACAAAAUCCGGACAAUUUGUGUGCUUUGCGGACGACAUGGACAUUAUCGCUAGAACAUUUGGAACGGUGGCAGAACUGUACACCCGCCUGAAACGCGAAGCAGCAAAGGUCGGACUGGUGGUGAAUGCCUCAAAAACAAAGUACAUGCUGGUAGGCGGAACCGAACACGACCGGAUCCGUCUGGGUAGUAAUGUUACGAUAGACGGGGAUACUUUCGAGGUGGUGGAGGAAUUCGUCUACCUCGGAUCCUUACUGACGGCUGACAACAACGUGAGCCGUGAAAUUCGGAGGCGCAUCAUCAGCGGAAGUCGGGCCUACUACGGGCUCCAGAAGAAACUGCGGUCGAAAAAGAUUCACCCACGCACCAAAUGCACCAUGUACAAAACGUUAAUAAGACCGGUAAUCCUCUACGGGCACGAGACAUGGACCAUGCUCGAGGAGGACCUACAAGCACUCGGAGUUUUCGAGCGACGCGUGCUAAGAACGAUCUUCGGCGGUGUGCAGGAGAACGGUGUGUGGCGGAGAAGGAUGAACCACGAGCUCGCUGCACUUUACGGCGAACCCAGCAUCCAGAAGGUGGCCAAAGCCGGAAGAAUACGGUGGGCAGGGCAUGUUGCAAGAAUGCCGGACAACAACCCUGCAAAGCUGGUGUUUGCAACGGAUCCGGUUGGCACAAGAAGGCGUGGAGCGCAGAGAGCACGAUGGGCGGACCAGGUGGAGCGUGACUUGGCGAGCAUUGGGCGUGACCGAGGAUGGAGAGCGGCAGCCACAAACCGAGUAUUGUGGCGUACUAUUGUUGAUUAUGUCUUGUCUUAAUGAUGUGGAACAAAUAAAUGUAUGUAUGUACAGGGGAUAGACAAAAUGAUCGGGACAG